This is a messenger RNA of Brugia malayi, 1113 nucleotides long. RefSeq lists its product as uncharacterized. The record is from RefSeq and is a predicted model, not a curated record. Gene Ontology annotation, molecular function: deoxyribonuclease II activity. The coding region runs from base 1 to 1113 and encodes 370 amino acids. The transcript is spliced from 9 exons. Gene Ontology annotation, biological process: apoptotic DNA fragmentation. NCBI's taxonomy places the organism in Eukaryota, Metazoa, Nematoda, Chromadorea, Rhabditida, Onchocercidae.
AUGUUGCUGAAAUUAAGCUUGUCGUUUUCAUUGGUUUUUCAAGCAUGCAUCGGCAUUAGUUUCCAGUGUCGUGAUCAAAAAAACGAGGACGUGGAUUGGUUCAUAUUUUACAAAAUUGGUCGCAUAAAGAAAUCACCCGCAAAAUUUGUUCGUAAUGGUUUUGCUUUCUUAUAUAUGGAUGCUAAGCGUCAAGAGUGGUCACUUUCGGCAGUUGAGAUUGAUAACCCGAAGCAAGCUAUUGGCCAUACUCUACAGCAAUAUUAUGAUAGUAUAAGUAAUCCUGAGAUUUUUAGUAUAAUGUAUAAUGAUGAAUUCCCAUAUCCCAACAAUGACACUUCGUCAGGAACUUCGGGACAUACUAAAGGAGUUGUGGUAUUUGGAAAAAGCAAUGGUUUCUGGUUGAUACACAGUGUACCAAAGUUUCCCAGAAAUGAUACUUAUGAAUAUCCAUUCACUGGACGUCAUUACGGACAAAUGGGAUUAUGCAUUUCAAUGUCUUAUUCACAAUUACAUAAAAUUGCUAUUCAACUAUAUUAUAAUCAUCUUUUCAUUUAUUCACAAAGGCUUCCAGCGCAAAUGGCCGAUGACAUACCUGUUCUUGUGAAAGUGGUAUCAAAAGAAUAUCAUCGUGCUGUUCCUUAUGUUAGUCGUGUUGUGAUGCAUUCUUCUGCAGGCCAUGAAUUUGUUCACUUCGCGAAAACUCACCUUUAUUUCGAUCUCGUGGCACCUGCUCUUAAAAGUUCAUUGAAAACAGAAACUUGGCAACAUGAAACCUCAAAAAAUAGGAAUCUCCACUCUUGGUGUCGUAAAUACAGUUCUUUUAAGGUUCUAGAUGUGAAAAAGGUUACUCUGCCUUUUAAUAUCACUUUUCCAAACGCGCUUGAUCAUUCCAAAUUUGCUGUUGCCAUAUUGGAUCUCCACAAUGUAUCUAUGCCUUGGAUUUGCAUUGGUGAUAUCAAUAGACAGGAAAGCCAGUUUCUCCGUGCAGGUGGUACGAUGUGUUUCGCCAGUCCUGAAGUGCAUUCCGUUUAUACUGCUAUGAUACCAGACUAUUGGCCAUGUGUCGGCUAUGGUUCCAAAACUCCGAUUUUUGUUGAUAAUGUUUCGCUAUAA